CCAGUCAGCACAAUGCCUACAAGCCCAAGUUGUAAGUUGUUUUCCGCCUAAAAACUCAAGCUCUCGCUCGAAACCCCCAUUCAACGAUACACACCCCAAAAUGAGCGCCGCUCUCCGGAAAAAUGCUGGCAUUCACCGCCUGUUCCAGAGCCAUCCGAUAACCCACCUUAACGGCCCAACCCGAGCUCCCGUUUUGAGGACCCAAACGACGCGGUCUAGAGCUUAUUUCCGGUUCCCCAUUUUCCUCAGGCGAACUCGAGAAAACGAGCUCUCCCCAUCUUUCUUCUCUUCGCCUUUCUCUUCUUCUUCGUCGGUAUCGAAAGUUGGUUUUGUGGGGUGGUACUUGGGGAUGGUGAAGUCCCGGCCGGUCUUAACGAAGAGCGUCACCUCCGCGCUUAUUUACACAGCCGCUGACCUGUCUUCUCAGAUACUUUCACUGCCAUCUACAGAAACUUUUGAUUUUGUGAGGAUAUUGCGCAUGGCUGGAUAUGGCAUGCUAAUAUUAGGACCAUCGCUGCAUUUUUGGUUCAACUUCAUGUCAAAGCUCUUUCCAAAGCGGGAUCUAUUCUCUACAUUGAAGAAAAUGGUCAUGGGGCAGGCACUAUAUGGACCUACAAUGACUGCUGUUUUCUUCUCUGUGAAUGCAUGUUUACAAGGUGAAAACAUUGCAGAGAUUGUUGCGCGAUUAAAACGAGACUUGCUCCCUACAAUGAUCAACGGUGUCAUGUAUUGGCCUGUCUGUGAUUUUGUCACAUUCAGAUUCGCACCUGUCCAUUUACAACCAUUGGUGACCAAUUCGUUUUCAUAUUUGUGGACCGUUUAUAUGACAUACAAGGCAAGCCUAGAUAAAGUGAGCACUAACUCCUAGCAGAUUGACUCGAUAGUGUCAAUUCUGUUUUGGCCAUCAGAAGAAGAUACACAGAUAUUUAUUUUGACCGCACAGCCUCUGGGUGGAAGAUGCCUGUGGAAUCAUACAAACCAAACUAUCUAAGGCGCCUUUGCAGAAAUUCAAAUGUUAUAUACACAGCGGAAGCAUGGUUGAAGCAGAACAUGAGAGCCAACUCCGCUUAUAAUAUACGAGGGCAACCAGCUUUUUUCACACUUUUUGUGGGAAUUAUUGAACUUUUUCUAGUCGAAUCACGUAAUUUUUAUUCUUUGAUUGCCUACUAAGGCUUAUUUAAAGCAGUGUAUUGAUGUUGUUAGACAAAUUAUAUUUGCAGAGAAUAUGUCUCU
Molecule: messenger RNA, 1233 nt
Organism: Juglans regia (Persian walnut)
Lineage: Eukaryota; Viridiplantae; Streptophyta; Magnoliopsida; Fagales; Juglandaceae
Product: PXMP2/4 family protein 4
Exons: 4
Coding region: 101-868 (255 amino acids)
Cellular component (GO): membrane; cytoplasm
Source: RefSeq, a predicted model, not a curated record